Etheostoma cragini (Arkansas darter) is the source of this 3520-nucleotide messenger RNA. RefSeq lists its product as uncharacterized. Gene Ontology annotation, biological process: anterograde axonal transport. The record is from RefSeq and is a predicted model, not a curated record. NCBI's taxonomy places the organism in Eukaryota, Metazoa, Chordata, Actinopteri, Perciformes, Percidae. Gene Ontology annotation, cellular component: mitochondrion. The transcript has 8 exons. Bases 198 to 1979 code for a protein of 593 amino acids.
CUCAUUCAUGUCGUCUUCCGUUUUCUCUGUGGCAUUAACCACUCCUCAUACUCAGGCACUUCACAUUAUUGCGCAACAGUGUGGCCUCCGCCUCCUCGCACGCGUCCCUGACCAGACUAGAUCAGCCACUCAUCCAGCCAGCCUUUGCUCCAACUGCACUGCAGCACCAUUCCCAGCAUAGCCGUCGGAGCGCAGCGAUGUUUUCUUGCAGAGCAGCCUGGCAAAGGUGUGGGCCUCUGGCGCGGAGAGCAGCCUGCAGGUUGCCCCGGGAUGGUGUGCAGCGGCGACCAAUGUCAUCAGUUCCUGGUGGGUCCGGGGAGAACAUAGUCUACACUCUGCUGUGUGGUGGAGCCUUCGUUGGCGCUGUUGCAUACGCAUACAGCACUGUGUCCACAGACGGCGCCAGGUUCAAUGAUCGCAUUGCAGAAAUCAAAGCCAGACCCAAGACUGAGUGGGCACCUAAACCAUGGCCACCUAAGAGCAAGGACGGAGAAGAGGCUGGAGAGGAGGAGGAGGAGUUGGCAGUCGAGGAGGCCGCUGGAGAGGCUGAGGUUGGCGAAGAGGAGGUUGCCGCCGGUGGCGAGGCCGAGUCCGUCGCCGAGGCAGUCGCCGAGGAGGCAGAGGCUGUCGGCGUCGUCGAAGCAGUCGCCGAGGAGGCAGAGGCUGUCGUCGAGGCCGUUGCCGAAGCGGUUGCAGAGACUGCCGAGGCCGUCGCUGAGUCGGCUGAGGCCGUCGCCGAGGUUGCGCACGAAGUGGAGACGGUCGCAGAAGAACUGGCUCACGUGGCCGAAGCGGUCGAGGAGACAGCCAAGGCUAUCGCAGAACCAGCCGCCGUGGCUGCAGAGGAGCCCAAAAGCAACGUGCUGCUGGCAGCCGUCUCUGCUCUAGAGGUACCAAAGAUAACUCAAGAGUUGACCAUUGCUGUUGAAGACGUCAAAGAGUCAGUGGCGCCAGUAGAGGCACAGCCAGUUGAAGAAAUUGCACUAGUUGAGGAUGCAACUAAGCCAGCAGAAGAGGCCCCUGCACCAGUAGAAGAAGCUCCUGCACCAGCAGAGGAAUCUGCCGCCGAGGUUGUUGAAGAGGCCUUGGCACCAAUGGAAGCUGAGCCAGUGGUUGAAGAUGUCCCAGCACCAGUAGAGGCUGAGCCAGUUGUUGAAGACGUCCCAGCACCAGUAGAGGCUGCGCCAGUUGUUGAAGACGUCCCAGCACCAGUAGAGGCUGCGCCAGUUGUUGAAGACGUCCCAGCACCAGUAGAGGCUGAGCCAGUUGUUGAAGACGUCCCAGCACCAGUAGAGGCUGAGCCAGUUGUUGAAGACGUCCCAGCACCAGUAGAGGCUGAGCCAGUUGUUGAUGUCCCCACACCAGUAGAGGUUGAGCCAGUUGUUAAUGUCCCCGCACCAGUAGAGGUUGAGCCAGUUGUUGAAGAGGCCCCAGCCUCAGUAGAGGCUGCGCUAGUUGUUGACAACGUCCCAGCACCAGUAGAGGCUGAGCCAGUUGUUGAGGCUCCAGCACCAGUAGAGGCUGUGCCAGUUGUUGAGGCUCUAGCACCAGUAGAGGCUGGGCCAGUUGUUGAGGCUCCAGCACCAGUAGAGGCUGGGCCAGUUGUUGAGGCUCCAGCACCAGUAGAGGCUGGGCCAGUUGUUGAGGCUCCAGCACCAGUAGAGGCUGCGGCCGUGGUAGGAGAGGCCUCAACGCCAGUGGAACCAGACAUCACAACAGUUGUAGAAGAAGUCGCAGCAACGCCAGCUGUGGAAGUAGCCACCGCGGUGAUGGUGGAAGAAGCAGCAGCAGAGACCCUGGCAGAAGGUCCCAAGAGAGAGUACAUUGUUGUGGUUCUGGAAGGAACACCGAAAGCUGAAAAAAGGCCGAAGGUGCUAGGAAUAGGGCCCAUGACUGGAAGAACCAUCCCAGCUCCAGAAGAGGAUGAUGCCCCUUCUUCUGAGGGUAGGCGACGUCUUCUUAGGAUGCAAAUGCAGUAGUUCCAAAUAAGUAAACAGCUCCCGAAUGAUGACUUUCUAUCCUGCAGAAGAAGAGGAGGUGCCUUUCUCGAACACUUUCCCUUUCUCCCUUCACCCAUAAAAAUGCAAGGGACUAAAAUGUAGUUUCAGUGAAAAGAUACACAUGCUGCUGUGUUUAAAUCGAUGCCUGCUUUAUGGAACCACCCUUCCUCACAUAUUAGCGGUGCCCAUAUGGCCCAUUACUUUGACACUCCACACUGACUUGGCUGUAUAGUCCCAGCUGAGCUCAGUCAGUAGUUGAACAGAUCUCUGGUUUAUCAUGUAGUAACCUCGAUAAGUUCUUGUAACUUCUGUGAAUUGUAACCCGUUUACUUCUGUAGCCAAAACUGAGCCAUUCAUUCACCGUAUUUUGUAUUGUACCGUUAUAGUGUUCACUGCCUCCGAAAUCACUCAGGUGGAAUACCUUGACACUCAUCGCAUCCUGUUAACCCGGGCUCUGCCCAGCCACUUAGUUGACUAACUAGUAUAAUAUUGUGAAGAAGCGAGGCCUGUUUUUAUUCACCAGCAUUUUUUUCAAUACCCGGCCUCAGAUUUUUCUCUGUAAAAAACUUGCUGUAGUUUUUGUUUCACAAAGAAAGACCCUUUCUACCUCACCUUGUUUUUAGUCUUUAAAAUGAUAGGAUGAACCUCUUCUUGAGGCAGUUACAGUGUUACAGUUCCUAAGCCAACAAUACAGUUGCUAAGCUGCUGACUUCAAAAAUCACAUUCUUACUUUUCAAUAGCUGUAAUUUGAUCACCUAAACGUAUCAUGUCAAACUAAAUAAGCAGGCAUUUGUGGAUUUUCCUUUGUCUUCCAUUUUAGUUUGUUCCUCUUUAUUUUCUAGACAAUGUCAUGAUUAUAUAGUGAAUGUAUAACAUUUUGGACAUCCUCUGGUAUUAUGUUGCAAUCUUUUAAACUUUGGCUUGUAUUACAUUGAUAAUGCAACAGUCCUUGUAUCAUUUGUAUCCACAGCUCCUCCUUAGCCAUUAAUAUAGAUGGGAGGGUUGGAUAAGGAAAUGGAUAAGUAGCCGUAUGUUGUUUUGCUUUUUGCUUUUCUGUCCUUUCGCAGAGCUUUUGUUGUCUUGUUCUAGCAGUCUGGUCUGCGUGGAUGUAUAUUAUAAAGGCUUGCAGCAAGUAUGAACCGUAAUGAUGCUGAUGUGCUGGUGUGACAUGAAAAGUGUGUGUAUUUUUGGAAGCAUUGCGGUAUGUCUGACGUAAGGUCUCCAGUGUGAAAAGCUUUGACAGGUUGGUUGUAGUUCUCUCUUUAAUUUCUUCUUUCAGAUUUUCUCGUCUCCACUGUCAAGUUUUUGGCCUCUGUUAGUUUGGUGUUCACUAUUUAAAAUGGAUCACUGAGGGGAGAAUCGAACUUGCCAGCUAAUAUGGAUUUAAAAAGGGGAAUGAUUUGAUUCUGAGGUUUCUAUGAUAGGAUGAGGGUGGAUGCCUUUGACUGGCGAAGGACAGAAACGUAUUGUUUCACGUUAGUUUUUCCUGUUUUUGUAAAAUAAAAAGGGAUUAAACUUGA